Molecule: messenger RNA, 2194 nt
Organism: Galleria mellonella (greater wax moth)
Lineage: Eukaryota; Metazoa; Arthropoda; Insecta; Lepidoptera; Pyralidae
Product: carboxylic ester hydrolase-like
Exons: 3
Coding region: 48-1727 (559 amino acids)
Source: RefSeq, a predicted model, not a curated record
UUAAUAUACAGAGAGCGUAUAGCUAUAAUAAGUAUAUCUAGUUUGUUAUGUAUAUUUGUUGUGUGUUAUUAGUUUUUUUUGUGUAUGUUAGUUUUUCAUCAAGUGCCAAUGAUGAGAUACAUAUCCAAAUAAACAAUAACACAAUAAUUGGUAAAAAGUUUUAUACGAUAUUCGAAAAUAAACCUUAUGUGGCAUUUUUUGAUAUUCCUUAUGCUGUACCUCCCCUACACGAAUUAAGAUUUAAGCCACCAAAAGAGUUCCAAUCUUGGAUUAAUAUUAAGAAUGAGCCUUUUUAUUAUAAUGAAACGCGUCCACAUAAAUAUUAUGAAGAUUGUUUAUAUCUUUCAAUAUACUGUCCUCAUACAAAUAAAAUAGGGUUUAAUUUUCCAGUUAUUAUAUGGCUUCAUGAACAGUCUAAAUACCAUAAACCUGAUUUUUUCAUUGAUGAAGAUGUGAUUGUGGUAAUUAUUUCAUAUAGAACUUCAAUAUUUGGAUUCUUAAAUACAGAUGACGAUUUCGCUGAAGGUAACAUGGGAGCAAAGGAUAUUUUGUGCGCACUCAAAUGGUUAAAGAAUAAUAUAAAUUAUUUCAAGGGGGACUCUACCAGAAUGACUGUUAUUGGAUCAGGUAAAGCAGCUGUUUUGGUUGCAUCCCUUUUGGUGACAAGUGUUGCUGAAGAUCUAUUCACAAGAGUAGUUAUUCAAAGUGGAUCGGCUCUAUCCCCUGCUGAUUACAGAAAUUGUAAUUUUGAUAUUAUGAAUAAAUUAUACUGGAACUUAAAAGGUCCUUUUAAAAAACUAAAUAGAACAAGACUUUAUGAAAUACUCAUAAAUGCUUCCGUAAACAGUUUGCUAUCGGCAUCACAAGAUAUUUUUGAUGGAACGGAAGUGAGAAAUAAUCAAAGAUUGAUCAAUACUUUUGGGCCCACGAUUGAGACUUCAAAGCGGGCUUUUAUGAAUAGGUCUCCUUUAGAUGUAUAUAAAAGAAAAUUCACAAAUAACAAUGUCGAAGUAAUGAUGGGAUACACCAGUUUGGAUUCCCUUUACAAAUUACGAGGAUUUGUAAUGGACAAAAAACUUUUGAAGUAUUUAAAUUAUAAUUUCCAAUAUUUAUUGCCAUUCGAAGGAAAAAAGGACGAAUAUGGUUCGAAGCGAUAUAAAAAAAUAAAGGAGAGAAUAAUGGAGUUUUAUUUCGUUAAUGGUACGAUCGGCGAACGGAGCUUAAGACGAUAUGCAAAAUAUGUUUCAGAUCAAGUCAUCUAUCCAUUGCUCCGUCAAGCGAGACUACACGCGGAGGUAUCGCGCAAUAACGUUUACUUGUACAGAUUUUCAUUUAAAGGCUCCCUCAAUACUGCUUGGAAUUCUUAUGUACGAAAUUUGGAUUGGCCUGGUGCGACGGCUGGAGACGAAAUCUGUUACCUAUUCAAAUGCAAAUCAGUAAACGACAUUUACAAUAGCUCGCGAAUGUCAAAUGAAAGGCACUUCAUUAAGAAAAUUGCAAGGUUAUUGGCAAAUUUUGCUAAAUGCGGGAAUCCUACGCCAAAGCUCAAUGAUAAUAUUCUAGGUGACUUACAGUGGACUCCGUUGCUAGCAGACAGGACAAUGAGAGCAUUGAAUCUGAGCCAAAAACUUAAAAUGAUCAGCGUGCCAGAGCGUAAAAGAAUGAAGUUUUGGGAUGAAUUGAAAAGAGAAUUUUUUCCCGAUAAACUUCUGAGCGAAGAACUCUAAGUGAAACUGUAUUACGAUAAUGUAGUUGGAAAUUGUAAUGCGAAUGGACGGUAUUGACAAACAUUUUACUGGGUUACUAUAGGUUUUAUUUGACUAAAUAUAUUUUUUAGAAUUGUAUAGUAUAAUACUUAUCUAUUUAACAUUUAACGAUGACGAAAGUAAUUCACAAUCGAUAUUAUUAACGCUAGAAUAAUUAUAAUUUCUGCCCUUAUAAUCAAUAGAUUGACUGCGACGCCAAUCAACUAAUGGUCGCUUUAUAGUUCUCUACAAAGUUAAAGCCCCUUUAUGUGUACCUACAAAACGAAUUUGAUGGUCAGAGUGUAAUUAAAAGGAAGUGCUUUCAAAUAACCUUACCUAUAAAUAAUUUAUGUUGUUGUUGGUCUACUAAUUUGUAAGGUGUAUGUAUUCGACUUUCCGAAAAUGUUUAAUACUGUCGUUUGAUUUUAGAAAAUUGAAAAAAUAUCUGU